CCUAAUAUGGGGCUCUAAUUAAAUUACAGAAGACCCGGGGAAGUUCGGGUUACAGGCACCCACCUCGCCCGCUCAUUGGCUGUCGGCGGAGCAGAGACGGUGCCUGGGGCGCUCAUUGGUCCGCUCGCGAGACGGGGGCGGGGCUCGGCCCGAACCAAACGGGCCGCUCUGCCCGCUCCGGACUGAGCCGGGGAGAAAGUCGGAGUCUCGCCCAGACAGCGAGAAACUUUCCUCGCUCGCGCGCGGGUCUCUCGCUGGAGUCCCUCGGACAGCAGCCGCCCCCUUCCGCUGGCAGGCAUCUGAGCGCCCCGGCUCUGGCAUGCACAGCGCCCGCCUCGACGCCUUCGUGAGCCACCUCCGCGCAGAAGUGGUAAGUGCAGGGAGGUGCCUGAAGCAAGGGGAGAUCGAGGUGGGCGGGGUGGGGGGGUGGGAGAGAAGCCAGGGGACGCGCCGUCUGGGGGCUCCGGGUGCCGAGAGAAAGCAGCCUGGACGAGGAGCGGUGCCUUUGAUCGCGCCUAUCUUGCGCCUGCCGUUCCCCCCGGGAGAAAGCCUUCUGCACGGAAAGCGCCGGCGCAGCAAGACGGGGCUUGCGGCUUCGGCGCCUGUGUGCAGUGUGCGGCUUGCGUCCCGCCCUGGCUGGCUGAGGGAGCUGUCAGCGCCGCGUUGCCUCUUUCUUCGGCCAGACGUUGCUGUUCCGUCCUCCGCUCUGGCUAAUGAGGUGGCGGGUCACCCUAUCCUGGCGCCGAUGCCACUGCAAGGCUGUCCCUGGAGGUGACCUCCUUGGCCUCAGAGACCUGAUCUCGCUGCGGAGGAGUCAGCAUCCCGGCGGCGCUGCCGCUAAGACUACCAUCCCGGGCGCGUCUACAUAGGAGUAAGUCCCGUGGAACUCGUCGUGCGCUCUUAUUACUAGGGGACGCGGCAUGUUGGAAGUCCAUCCCGUGCAGGGUGACUUGGGUGCCAACCCCGGGGAAAUCGGUGGGGUAUGUUUCAGAGUGACGAUCACGCUGCACAACGGACGCCUAGAAAUCCGUGCCCGCUAAUCCCAGAAGGGGAGGGUCUGGUAAUUUUAAUAGUGAAUGAAAUGGGUUCUGCGCGCGUUUGUGCGGUGCUUCGUACGUUCCUGCCAAUCAGAAUAGAUUCUGGGGUUGAGGAACCCGGGUGAUCCCUGGUUCAGCUUGGAACAGAUCUCGCAGAGUGAAGAUGAGCCUUGCGUGCUGAAGAGGGAGGCGGGAGACAAGGAGGCCUUUCUUUAUGGGGGGAAACAUGAAACAGGAGGAAGAUAUGGAAUCAGCUCUGAAAAUAGAAUUUUGCAAAUCCGCCAUGUAUGGAGGAGCCUGCUUAUGGACAAAGGAAAGGCUUGCUUUCGAAGUUUCUCAUUUGAACAGCCCAGCUCACUUUCACACUGUUACUUGUGGUGGACAGAGGGAAUAGGACUCUCCCUGUUGCGCAUCCUGAGGUCUUCUAGAAACAAGUCCAUCCAUGGGGCUUACCCUCUAGUGCUUGGUCUGGGUACUGCAGACUGUAAACAGUCCCUAGAGAAGAUUCUGCCACACUAGAGAACUUGGAUGGUUUAUGGAUGUGUCUUGUGUGUCUGGAAGGAGAGGGCUUAGGCUUUCUGUAUGCACCCUUAUUUCUGUGUAAGAAAUGGCUGCAUGUAGUCUACAUGUGAAGUCUCGUGCUUAUGCCAGAUUAGAAUAGUUUCUGAGAUUCCCCUGAUAUUCUGAUGAUGCAAGUCAGCUCCAGAACUGAAGGGGCCUUUGAGUAAAUCUCCUCUCAUAGAUCUCUUCAUGCAUUGGUGAGUUUAUCCUGGAAGCAGUGAGCAUCUGCCGGCUGCCAUUUUAAAUUGCUCGCAAUGGUCCCAAUGCAGAGGUUUCAGGGCAUUGUGGGAAGUUAAAACGAUGGCCUAAGACCCUCAGGGGGCCUAGCUCAGGAAUCAGCACUGGUGGGCCUUGCUGGAGUCCUGGCAGGUGGCUAAUAGUACCAUGUCCCAACUGGGCCAGGAUUCUGCCCUGGCUACCUCUAUUGUUCCACACCUUCUUUGUUCUCAUCCCGGUAGGAAAUGCUGAGCUUGACCAUUGAAGGGCAAUGUUAGAUGGGUUUUCUUCCCCAAAAUCAGGGGAAGAAAUCCUGAAAGAAACACAGUCGAGACAGAUAGAGUUCUGUAUCAUAUUUGAAUAGGAAUCACGGUUUUCCAAGGUGGCACACACCCGAGUAUGCCAAACACAGAGGAUCCAUGUGGACCAUCCAAAUUGUUCUGCAUAACAAUAUGAGAGAGGGGAAGUUCUCAUACAGGAAGUGAUGUAAUGAUGGAAGGAGUUUUGAGCUGCUCAGCUAUUGAAUUCUCCUCUGAGUCAGAACCAGAAGGCCAGCAGAUGUCAGCUCUCUUCAGACUUUCUCUGAUAGAGAUCAGUAAACACAUGAGGGGGGGACAUGGCAGGCUUUCCCCCUCCCCAUUGUCCUGUCAAUCGAUUGGUCUCCACAAGUUGGAGGGUGAUCAUCUGACAAGGGGAACUUCCUGUCGCCAUCCCCAUACAUUUUAGAACCCUGGAAGAUCAGGGUGGGGAACCCAUAGUAUGUGCGAGGGUGAAGCUGGUGUGUGUCCCCUCCCCAGCGUAUUUACUGAACUCUGAAUGAGGCUGUUGUGAAAGAUGAAAGUCUCUAGAAAGCUUAAUGCAGUCUCUGUUUCAUAUUUAUAUCAGGGAGGAGCACUUUGACAGACACUAUGAAUGCCGUCCUUAUAAGGGGCAUGGCAGCUCCCUUGCAAAACCAUACUGUGAGGCUUGCAGCAGCAUUAUUUUGUUCUGAAAAUCAGGCCACUAUAGAUAUGUGUGAUAGCUGCUGCAGUGCCCGCCCCCCCCCGUGUUUCUUUUUGGUUGAAGCUUGUAGGCCAUGGACAUUAUCCCAGCAUGCAUCACUGAAAGGCAUUCUCUGUAUUUUGUGAUGAAGGGAGGUUGUAUGUGUAAUGGAAAUUUGUUUUGCUGUAUUGUAUUGGCAGUUGGAAUUCUUAUGUGCACUGCCCUGGAAUCCACGUUUGGAUGAAGGUAUGGUUUAGGAAUUUCCUAAAUAAAUAAAAGCUUUUUUCCCUGUAGUGUAGCAUUGGUUGUUUUGCUUCUGGGCCCAACCCUGGUUUUGACGGUUAAAGGCGCUGCCUAUAACGGUUUGAAGUUUUAUGGUUAAAGUUUAACCUUUCGAGAUGUACACAUCCAGAGACCCAUAGGGUUGAUGUUGCUGGACUACAACUCGCAUCAACCCUGAGAAUUGCUGGCUGGGGCUGAUGGAGUUUGCAGUCUUAACAACAUCUGGAAUGCCACAGAUUCCCUAUACUGUACCCCUUUCCUUCAUUCAGGACUGCUGUAUGCCCUUUAAGAGUGGGACAACAAGCUCUGGGCUUGUAGAUAAAAACUGCAACAGCUAAGAGCAGGACCUUCAUGAUGAUUGCUCAUAAUCUUUGGAACCCACUGCCAAAAGAUGUUAUGUAGUCUACGUAUUUUGUGGAAAUUCAGGGGAAGGUGUCAAGCCUGCCUUUUAAGAUGAAUGCAGCUGAUAGCAAACUGACAGAACUACAGUGGUACCUAGGUUUUCAAACUUAAUCCAUUCCGGGAGUCCGUUUGACUCCUGAAACCGUUCGAAAACUGAACGAUUUGUUCAGCAACUAAGCCAUUCGAGAACCAAGGUACCACUGUAUAAUAAUAAAAUCACAUCAACAAAACCAAGCAUCAGGUCUUAAAUCAUUCAAGCUUCUGCUGAAAAACAGAACAAGAGUGCCUUAAACGUAUUGAAAAUAGAUAAAUAAAUGUGAGGACUGAAAUGGCUAAUGCUGAACUUGGAAAUCCGACACCUUUCGGCUGCCAGAGGGAAGCAACGUUUUGCAGGAAUCUUGUUUUUUAAACUUGACUUCAAGGCAUUUGCAAACAGCUGAUUGCUCAGAGAUGGUCUAGCGGCAACAGACCUAGUGGAGCCGACCUGUAUGGAGCCAUUAGUCUCCCAUUUGGAUGUGCUAAGCUUGUGGAUCAAUUUCUUGAGUUCUCCUCUGGCAUCUGGAGGCCUUGCCUGGGAAAUUGUCUGUGCUGACUGGCAGUACAUAAGAGGCUCCAGGGCUUCGCAGUCAUGAAUGCUCAAGAGGCCACCUGGCUCUUUCUUCCCCUUACUCCUUCCUAAACUUGUCCAGCCAGGCAAUGUGACAUUAACAUAGGAAGCUGCCUUAUACCAAAUUACGUAACUGGUCCAUCCAGCAGCUUCAGCAGUAUAUUUCCCAGCCCUACCAGGAAAUGCCAGGGAUUGAAACUGAAAAAUCAGAUGCUCUGCCACUGAAUUAUGGCCCUUCCCCAUAGCUGGCCAUGGAUAUUGGUCUUGGGAAGGCAUCAAGCACCCAUGUGCUGUCCUGUUUUUUCCUUCACCCCCAAUUAAUUAUUCUGACUGGUCCAGAAGAGAUAGAAGUUAAGUGGUUGCUAGGCAACUGGAAUGCAUGCUUCCACAAUUGCUUCCUGGCCAGAGAUGUAAUGGCGGUGGUUCAGGUAAAAGGAGGAGGCAUGGCAGGAAGAGAGAGGAGACACAAAGCACAGGGUGGGUCAAAGAGUUGGUCCUCUCAAGAAUUGCAACUUAUGGGCCUGAUCCACAGGUUAGAGGGAAAACAUACUGCUUGGGAAGGGACAUAGCUUGUUGGUAGAGCAUCCGCUUUGCAUGCAGAAGGUAGGACUGGAAAUGUCUCUUAUCCGAAACCUUGAUGUUGCCAGUCAGUGAAGACAAUACUGAGCUAUGUAGACCAAGGACCUGACUUGGUAUAAAUGACUUGAUAUAAAUCUGACUUAGUAUAAAUCUGGCUUGUUGGCAGCGGGAUCUUUUAGCCAGAUCCCAGGACAGGGUUUCAAAUCUUGGGGGAGCAUACUGAGUCAUAGCCUAUGCGCAUGUGUGAUACUGACUCAGAAGAAUUCCAUCUCUUUGCAGCUGCUCCUGAGUGCUGAAACAACCGUUGUUUCCUAACCUGUGUGGUGUUCAGAUAGGGGGUUGUCCUCUCAUAAAAUCCCAUCAACGGCUGACUAACCGUCGCUGUGUAAAUAGAGUUUAUCUGAUGCGGUGCCUAAGAAAGGAGUUUGUGUUUUUCCUUGACAGGAAGUGUUAUGCAUAGGAGUUGGGGGAGGAAAGAGAUGAUCUAUGGGCAUUUCCCCCCCUUCUUUUUUUAUGGCUCACAUGGUUAGCCUUGCAAUUGCGACUGGAGCCUAACCCAAAACAGACGUCUUGAUGGGUUCCAGGUUUUCAGCCCAGCCGCUGGGGGACUAUUGCAAGCUGUGUCACCAUUGGACCGACUAAAUCAGUGGUCCACUACUUUGCCUGGAGGGGCCAUGGGGACUCCUUACGGCACUGCUGUUUGCUGAACCGUGGAGACUUUAGAAAACUACAGGAAGUGGGCCUGGAAGAACAGAGCGGAAGAAGAAAUAAGAUACCAGGACUCUGGUGGCCUUAGCAUUUGAACAUUUACCUCUGCACAUUUCAACUGUUAGGGAUAACCAGGGUUCAUUUGUGGGCUUGUGAGAAAUCUGCCUUUAUAUGCAUCUCUUUCUGCAGUGAUUUCUCUCCAACACACACAAGGACCCUGUAGUAACUUCUGACCAUCUCUUUCAUGCUGACCCACAUUUUCCUUAGCCCCUGGGAGGGGUCUGUCACUAUUCAAUAUGCUUGCCUGUUGGAGACUGAGCAUAUGCACCCCUUGCUUUCCUAUGGAUUUUUUUUACAAGUGAACACAGGAAACUGCCUUAUACUGAAUGAGAUCACUGGUCCAUCUAGCUCAGUAUUGUCUACACUAACUGGCAGUGACUCUCCAGGGAUUUCCCCAGUCCUAUCUGGAGAUGCCAGGGACUGAACCUGGGAUCUUCUGCUAGCAAAGUAGAUGCUCCACUCCUGAGCUAUGGUCCUUCCUGAAAAGAUGGUUUGCAUCAUUCUGGCUUGCUUGGAUGUCCUGCCCUUCUCCUGUGCAACAGGGGGAAAAAAAAGAGAGACCCCCAGGUGGUUCUGGGUGAAAGGGGUGCAGGAUUGUAACGCUUGUUAUAGCUCCCAACUGAACUUCACACCCUUGUUUAAACUGCUGCAAAUUAAUACCUGCCCCCAUUCCAGGCCCAGCUGAUUACUCCUCACAUUUCUGUGGCCUCCUCUCCCGGCUUUUCCCUCCUCUUGCCUGGCUGGGGGGGACGGGGACUGCUUGUGCAAUACCUGGAGACUUCAACACACCCUCUGUGUGUCAUCUUCUGCCGGGUAGGGCGGCUCACUCGCUGCAACAAGCUGCUGCUUGCUCAGCCGGGGAUGGGCUUGGAACAUGCAGGAGCUGCCGAAAAGCUCUGCCUCGGGGCUGGGGGCCUGCCGAGACGAGACGGGGCAAGGGCUUGCGCGUGCGGCUCCAGCUCCCAAUUCCACACCUAGGCUAAGUCAGAUCUGUGCCCCUCACACAUCAAGGUAAAAACUGCAAGGAGGCUCGUGGCAUUCGGCAGGCCUUGGAAACGCUGGCACAUGCUGGGCUCGAGAGAGAGAGAGGCUUGGGCUCCUGGGCUGGGUAAGCCGAGUGCAACAGAGGGCUGCUUGUGGGACACAAGUACGCAGUGCUAAUAAUGUUACUGGGGAGCCAGAGAAUAGAUGUGUGGAGGCAGAGGACAGUCAUUGGCAUUAAUUCAAGCAAAUGAUCUGAUUUUUGCCUGAGGAGGCCUGGGUCAUGCGGGGUCAGGAGCUCAUUUCUCGGCAGUCAGUGAUCCUCCAGUUUUCUGCCUUUUGCAUUAUUUGGACUCAUGAUCCACACAGGGCUUUCUCUCUGGGAAUGUAGCCUGUAGGAUUAAAUCUACUUGGGCUAAUAGUACAACCCUAUACAAGUAUACUCUGAAGUAGGCCACAGUGGGCAUGUAGCAGUCUGUUUGAAGUAUGUUUGAAGGCUCCAAUCUGAAUGCAAUUUUGUGUUGUGCCAUUUUCCCACAAUGUUAUGGGCAGUAGAUCGUCUAUUAUGUUGUGCUGGUGGCAGUGGUAGGAAGAUGACCAUGUGUGUGUCUUCUCCCCUCACAGCUGUGCAUGAAGGAGUCGAGCGAGGUGCUGCGGGGCCAGAUGCAGUGCAUGAUGCGGACCCUCCACGACCUGAAGAGGGUGCACGACCGAGACAUCCGACUGGACCCCCAGGAGAUGAGGCCGCUCUCUGCCAUGCCUUCCCCAAAGCAGUGUACCAGCCCACGGGUAUCCGCCAUUUCGGAAGCAGACUCUGCCUGUUGCCUGGAGACGGCCGUAGAGGAAGAGGUUGCCUUCUCUCCUCCAAGCAGCGAGCGGAGCUUGGAGUUUGACUCGGGCUAUUCUGAAGUGUCUGGGAGCAGCUGGCGGGAUGAGGAGGGGCCCCCACCCCUCCGAGCCAGCAAGCUUUCCUCGGGGGGCUUUCUGCGCCGCCGGGCACCCACCAGGAGGCCUAGGCCCAAAUCUGCUUCAGAUGCCUGCUUGGAGCGGUGGCGGGAUGUCGAGCCCACAGAUGCCGGGGACUGGACCGUGUCCCUUUUGUCACAGAGCCGCAACCGGCAGCCAUUAGUGCUGGGGGACAAUUGCUUUGCUGACCUGGUUGAGAACUGGAUGGACUUGCCUGAGGAGAGUGGGGAACGGGGGCGGCUGCAGCGCUGGCUGGCUAAGCCCCAUGGCUUCCUGCUCAACCUCUCUGGCAAUGUACGCCGCAGGCUGGCUGGCAUCUCGCGCACGGAGCGGGCCAAACAGGACCCCGACGGCACCAAGCGUUUCUCUUGCCCUGCAGGUCUGGGAGGGCCACCUCCAUUACCCUACUUUCACCAGUCCUACGCCAACAUCAGUGAGCUUUCCACAGACUGUAGCAGCUUUGCUGCCCUCAUGAACUGCCGGAGCCGGCAGCCAAUCAUUUGCAAUGAUGUGAUUGGCUACAUCUAGCCUUGCCUCUCUUUUUUAAAUGCUCGUUUUCUUAAUGGAACAGAUUUAUAUUUUUUACAGUUGUCUGUAAAUAAAUGUCUUUUUUCUACAUUAAA
Molecule: messenger RNA, 8003 nt
Organism: Podarcis lilfordi (Lilford's wall lizard)
Lineage: Eukaryota; Metazoa; Chordata; Lepidosauria; Squamata; Lacertidae
Source: the annotation of a GenBank genome assembly